Messenger RNA from Protobothrops mucrosquamatus (brown spotted pit viper), 1269 nucleotides. RefSeq names its product FGGY carbohydrate kinase domain-containing protein-like. NCBI's taxonomy places the organism in Eukaryota, Metazoa, Chordata, Lepidosauria, Squamata, Viperidae. Gene Ontology annotation, biological process: carbohydrate metabolic process. The record is from RefSeq and is a predicted model, not a curated record. Gene Ontology annotation, molecular function: kinase activity. Bases 1 to 1269 code for a protein of 422 amino acids. The transcript is spliced from 10 exons.
AUGUUGCAUGUUUGCCUAGAAAAGAAAGGUUUGGUUAAAAAUAUACCCCCUGAUGUGAAGAGAAUCCAGACUUUGAAAAUAACAUCUCAGAAAUUAAAUGUUUUGGUGCAGUUUGGAGCGAAGGUGAUCUACAUGUCUGCUGAGAAAUUGGAACAACUACAGUAUAAUAGAUUAGCUCUAAAAUUGUUGUCCCGCCUCACCUCUUCCAAAUCUGCAGUGGAUGUGAAAUUUAAGGUAUUGGUUUCACUUCAAGAGUUCAGACAAAUGAACAAGGUCAAAGAAGGUCUGGCCAGAGAUUUAGAAGCAAAGUCCAGGGAAGAGAGGAUAAAGGAAUAUGUAGCUGUUCCCAAAAUCCAGCCCAUUCAUAUUUGCUUAGCUUGCCCUCCAGAUACAGCUAUCGGAUAUUCUACGAAAAAUGAGCAAUAUCGUGUUUCACUUUCGGGCAAAAGCCUGCUCAAAAUGCAAAGUGAGAACCUGGGACCAGUAAAUUACUAUGUUGGAAUUGAUGUUGGCACAUCGAGUGUCCGUGCGGCUUUGGUAGACCAGAUUGGCACGGUAGUGGCUUAUGCAGAACAUCCAAUUCAAAUUUGGGCACCGCAACCUGACUAUUAUGAACAAUCCUCUGAUGACAUCUGGGCAGCUUGUUGUAUAGUCACAAAGAAAAUUACCCAAGGAAUAAAUAUUUCCCAGAUUCGAGGGCUUGGCUUUGAUGCUACCUGCUCCCUUGUUGUUUUGGAUAGCCAUUUUCAUCCUUUGGCAGUCAACUCUGAAGGAGAACACAAAAGAAACAUCAUCAUGUGGAUGGACCAUCGUGCAGCUAAUCAAGCAACACGCAUCAAUGAGACACAGCAUAAUGUGCUGUCCUUUGUUGGUGGUGUGAUGUCGGUUGAAAUGCAGCCACCUAAAUUGCUAUGGAUGAAAGAAAAUUUGCGAGAGUCUUGCUGGGAAAAGGCAGGGCACUUCUUUGAUCUUCCGGAUUUCUUAUCAUGGAAAGCAACAGGUGCCACAGCAAGAUCUUUGUGUACACUUGUAUGUAAAUGGACAUACUCCUCAGAAACUGGCUGGGAUGAUUGUUUCUGGAAAUCAAUUGGAUUAGAAGAUCUGAUGGCAAAUAAAUACUCAAAAAUAGGAAAUGAAGUUCUCCCUCCAGGAAGUCCAGUUGGAAAUGGAUUAACAGCAGAAGCUGCAGAAGAUCUUGGUCUGUCUAAGGGGAUUGCUGUAGCUGCCUCUCUUAUUGAUGCACAUGCUGGAGGAUUAGGUAUUCUAUGA